Messenger RNA from Rhizophagus irregularis DAOM 181602=DAOM 197198, 684 nucleotides. The record is from RefSeq and is a predicted model, not a curated record. Lineage: Eukaryota; Fungi; Glomeromycota; Glomeromycetes; Glomerales; Glomeraceae.
AUGUCUCAAUUGGGUGGGGGAAAACGAUGGAAUGCUUCAGAGUUGAUCGAAAUUUUAAUUUACCUUAAUAAUAAUUUUAGAGAUUGGUAUGAAAAUUCUUAUGGAACUUGUAAUAAAGCGGUAGAAGCCACAAAUAAUUCUCGAGGUGCUAAUUCAGUAUAUUGUAAAGUUCAUAAGAUGAUUAGAGCGAUGGAUGAUUAUCUUACAACUGGUAAAAAACAAACUCGUGAUAUUAUUUGGAAGGAUCAAUUGAUUUACGAUUUGAUAAAAAGAAUUCAUAGAAAAACUAAAGAAAGAAAGGCAAGAGAAGAAAAUGAAGAAGCUAUAAAGAGAAGAAAUUUAAGUUAUCGCAUUAUUGAAGAUGAUACUGAAAUGCAAUUGGAAAAUAUAAAUAGUCAAAUGACAGCUGGGACAGAAUCCACUAGUCAAUUGAAAAUUGAAGUUCCACAACUACCUUUUUCAGUUGAUACUAUCGAUAGCCUUCGUAGUGAACAAAUUCUAAAAACCGAACGUCAUGCUCGAGAAUUAGUAGCAUUAUCAAAAGAAUCAAUUGAUGCUAGACAUAAAGAAGUUCGUGAAUUAACUGGAAAAAUUUCACAACAUCAAAUUGAACUUGAGAAAAUGAUUAAAGAAGCCAAUGAUAAGUUAGAAAAGUUGAAAGAUGUUAAUAGCUUUAAUGACUGA